Molecule: messenger RNA, 758 nt
Organism: Salvia miltiorrhiza (redroot sage)
Lineage: Eukaryota; Viridiplantae; Streptophyta; Magnoliopsida; Lamiales; Lamiaceae
Exons: 3
Coding region: 164-553 (129 amino acids)
Source: RefSeq, a predicted model, not a curated record
AGUGGCCGUAAACUCGAGAUGGCUGCUAUAUAAAUAUAAUGAUAAUCUCACUAAUUUCAAGAAUAAAAAUAUUAGUAUAAGAAAAAUUGUCAGCAUCAACCGACAAAAGAGUAUAUUUUCUCCAAAAUUGAGUCAACCAGUUGCAACAAAGCGGUGGUUGACAAUGGCUGCAAAUGAGGGAUUGAAAGAAGGCGAAGAAUUUGUGUACAGGAUCAGCACUGCCGAGGAAUGGGAGGAGCUGCGGCGGAGCGGCGCUACUUUCGGCGGAAAUAUCGAUCAAUCAACUGGUUGUUUCCAUCUCAGCAAGCUCGAUCAGGUCCAAUCAACUUUGCAAAACUUUUUCUUGAAUGUUAAGGAGGAUCUAUACCUACUCAAAAUAGAUGCUAAAAAGCUUGGAAAUGGCUUGAUCUACGAAGCUGUGGAUGAGUCCAAUAUAUUUCCUCAUUUCUACGGUCCAUCCCGAAGUUUCAGCCCACUUCCAUUAGACGCCGUUGCAAAAGCAGAGAAGUUGACCCUGUCGGAUGGCAGAUACGAAUGCAGCCUUCUGACUUAGAAACCAGUUCUAUUCAGGACUGUAUUGCUUAUCUAUGCCGUUGCUUUGUUCAUAUUCAAUCAUUCGGAAAUGUUCAUGAUAAAAGAUACCUAUGUAGGGCUUUGUUUUAACUUGGCUUCAGCUUCAGCAUGCAUAAUUUUUGUGCCUGUAAAAAAAUAUUGCCUUUGCGAUUGUCAGGAAAAAAAGAGACCUGAUUAUGGCUCAA